AUGUCACACGUCGCUAUUUUCAUUACUGAUUACGCUGAACCAUAUAUUGAAAAAUUUGGUAGUUUUUACGAUCAAAGUCGUGCUGUUUUACACUCUGCUGGUUUUGAAGAUGAUAUUAAAGGUUAUGAUAUAAUCAAAUCUCAAUUCCCAACUGAUGAAGAAUUCCAAAAUAUAAAAGCCAUUUGGAUUACAGGUUCAAGAUCUGAUGCUUUUGCAAAUGAUGAAUGGAUUUUAAAAUUACGUGAUUAUUUACAAAAUGUUGUUUUACCAAGUUCUGUUCCAGUUAUUGGUAUUUGUUUUGGUCAUCAAAUUAUUGGUAGAGCAUUAGGUGCUGAAGUUGGUAGAAAUGAAAAAGGUUGGGAACUUGGUGUUACUAAUAUUUCUAUUAAUCAAGAUCCUGAAGUUCAAGAAUUAUUUGGUGAUGUUAGAUCAAAAGAUUUUGAAAUUUUAGAACUUCAUCAAGAUAUUGUUAAAAAUGUCCCAGAAGGUUAUAAAAAUAUUGGUAGUAGUAAAGAUACUGAAACUCAAGGUCUUUACAAAAAAGGGAAAGUAUUAAGUUUCCAAGGUCAUCCUGAAUUUAUUCAAGAUUGUGCUGCUGAUACUUUAGAUAAGAUCCAUAAUAGAGGUCAAGUUAGUGAUGAAUAUUAUGAAAAUGCUAAGAAAAGAUUAGAGGAAGUUAGGCAUGAUGGUGUCGAUUUAACUAAAGUCAUUAUUAAAUUUAUCAAUGAAUCCUCAACUUGA
Molecule: messenger RNA, 741 nt
Organism: Hansenula ciferrii
Lineage: Eukaryota; Fungi; Ascomycota; Saccharomycetes; Phaffomycetales; Wickerhamomycetaceae
Product: putative amidotransferase
Exons: 1
Coding region: 1-741 (246 amino acids)
Cellular component (GO): cytosol; nucleus
Source: RefSeq, a predicted model, not a curated record